Plasmodium inui San Antonio 1 is the source of this 915-nucleotide messenger RNA. RefSeq lists its product as hypothetical. The record is from RefSeq and is a predicted model, not a curated record. The transcript has 2 exons. Bases 1 to 915 code for a protein of 304 amino acids. Gene Ontology annotation, molecular function: peptidyl-tRNA hydrolase activity. Lineage: Eukaryota; Apicomplexa; Aconoidasida; Haemosporida; Plasmodiidae.
AUGCAGUUGGCCCUUUACCUCGUAGUGGGAAUUCUCUGGGGAUGCACAAAUGCAUUCAUGAAAGGAGGAUGCACAAGAGGCGAAGAAGAAAAACAUAGAGGUCUCUUUCGCGGCACAAUUGGUAUGCUGAACAGUCGGUAUGUCGUAGUCCCAUAUUUAUUUAACCAAGCAGGGUCUGCACUUUAUUAUUACCUCUUACGGAAGGGCGACAUAUCUUUGAGAUCCAAAAUUUUAAUCGCCCUGGGGAAUGAAAUAAAAAGGGGAGUUGCGUCCCAUCAGUGCAAAGGGGACGUCCCCAGAAUGUACGUGAAUUACUUGCGCCAAAGGUACAACAUGGACGAGUGGCUCCACGUCAGUAACGUUAACUCGUUCAUUUGCGAAAAGGACAACAUCGUGUUAAUCAAACCAGUAACUUCCUUGGAAAAGAACAGUGGAUUGGUAAUAAAAAAUAUCUUAACUUAUUUAAAUUGUGAAGAUUUAAAAAAUGUGUGCAUAAUUUUACCUGACUUGUACAGGUCAAUUGGCAAAUUUAAAUACAAAAACUACACCAAAAUUUAUGAAAAAUUGGGCCCAGAUUUUUACAACCUCUUGAAUUCAAACAUAAUUAACAACGUCUUAAAUAACAACUUUCUGCAGCUAUGCAUUGGUGUGAGUAAUUAUCCAAAUGAAAUAAAAAAUGCCGUUGCGACAACAUUGAAGGAAUGCUUGAGCGAUGGGGAGCUGAAAAAAUUUUUUAAAACUUUUCAGCUAGCUGACGAAUAUUUUAAUAAAAAAAUUAUCAACAGCAAGGUGAUAACAACCAAUUAUAUUCACCUUAAGGAGAAGUAUCCCGCCAUGGAGGCUCAGAAGAACUUCAGGAGGAGCACGGCCAGUCGCAGGUACAUCCUGGAUGUCUAUCGCCACAUGUACAAGUAG